Linum trigynum is the source of this 9083-nucleotide messenger RNA. NCBI's taxonomy places the organism in Eukaryota, Viridiplantae, Streptophyta, Magnoliopsida, Malpighiales, Linaceae. The record is from the annotation of a GenBank genome assembly.
GUUUUACCUGACCUGUUUGGUUUGUUUUGGGACGGGUUCGACCCGUCUCGUAGGAGGGGCAGGGCGGGAAUGGGUACCUCUCGUCGACCCGACCUGCCCUGACCCGCCCCAUUCUCGACCCGUUCUUGCCUAAAUUACAUAUAAUCUUAGUCAAAUUACUUAGAAUUUUCCUCAUAUUUUAGCUAUAAUAAAUUUAUAAAUAAGUGAAAACCUCAAUUUGUCCAAUACAUUAACUAUAUUUUAUCAUAUUAUGGUUUAUUUCUUGGUCUUUUAAUGAAAAUAAUGAAUAUUUGUUAAGUUUUUCUCAUAAAUUACAUAUUCAUUGGAUCUACCUACCCCGACCCGCGCCCCAUCAAAUAUUACCCGACUUGAACCUGACCUGCCACGGAACGAGUAUGGGUAUCGAAAUACCCGAUCCGGCCCGACCCUGAUCCAUUGCCAUUCCUAAUUCAGUCGUUACAUUUCUAUGGUAAUUGAGAAAGAUUGAGUGACUACUGUUUAAAGCAUACAUGUGUUGGGGUUGGACCAAAAGGAAUUUCCUUUGUUCUCUAACUUUUCAACACAGAUAAAAAGACAGGGGAGUAGUACUGGCUAGAUACAAUAAAGAAGAAGUCUUUGUUAAGGGAGAGAUCCAUGGAGUGCAACCCAAGUUAAGAUACAAAAAGGAAACAAUAGGGUUACAAACCAUGGCUCCCUUAGAAUAUUUCAUGAUCUUUUCUCUUUGUGAAGAAAAAGAAAAACCCCUUUUCUUAGUGGGGGGAAGUGUCUGUUGAGGGUAGUGAGUGAGAACUGAGAAACAGAGAGUAUUUUACAAGGGUUUGAUGCAAAGAAUACAUUUCAAGUUAUUUGCCAAAAGAAUUGAGUGGCAAAAGAUAAGAGGGAAGAGGUUGCAGCAACUAGCAACCAACUUUUCCCCCAUUGGAGGAGAGUGAAGACUGAAGAAGAGUGUUGUUGUGAAAGUGGAGCAAGAUAGAUAGACCACAGCCACAUGCCACAUCCCAACUCCAUCAUCAUCAUUCAUUCAUUCCUCAUAUAUGAAGCCACCAAUAUGAAUAUGGCACAUCAAAUUUCCUUUCCCUGUUUUCUUUCUCUGAGGUUUCAUGGCUGAUAAGUCACUUUGAGGACCAGAAAUGUCAUCCCGUGGAAAGUUGGUGAUCAAAAUGGCAAAUGUUGAAUCUUUUUAAGAGAUGAGAAAUGACCCAGAACGUGAAACAGAGUACCCACUAGGUAGUGCCUUAAUUACUCGAUGUUUUGCCAUCUGAUGAAAAGAAAGCUUUCUCCGGCUGCUCAGACUGCAGAAGAAAUUGAAUAUAGCUGCCAUAAGGUCCCAUAAUGGCAAUUUUAAUAUCGGUGCAGGGAUCAUAUGUAAUGUAGUUGCUUCAGCUACUUGUACGCCAAUAGAGGAUAUAUGCAUUGUAUUUGUGAGUAGAGUUUUUGUUAAUCACAUUUACUCGGUAGAUGAAUUACAUUCCCAUUUCUAGAAAGGAAAGUCAAUGCAACUACGCUAUGAGUAGUUAAUGAACCUCAGGUAUCGCGAACAAUCCAUAUCGUAUGUGGUCACUGUCAAGAACCAGUUGAUCCCAAUAACUCUAGUUGUUGGGAGAGGUUCCAUAAUGGAUCUAAUACCACACAUUAACAUGCCCCCUCAAACGAAAGUCACUCACAAGGGUUUGAAGUUUGCACAGGUCUGAAUACAAGAAUACUAUGUGCUUCACAAAUGGGGGCUCAUUGGGAUUCGAACACAAGACCUCUUGCUCACAGAAGGCUCUGAUACCAUGUCAAAUUCAAGCAAUAAAACAAGAACACCGGAUUUAACGUGGUUUCCCUGAUCAACAGGACUAGUCCACGAGAGAGCAAGCUCUCCAAGUCAAUCUUAUUCUUCUUGUUACACAACAUACACGAGCCAUAUACAUAUAUAUAGAGGAUUCAUAAACCCUAAGGACUAAGGUCUUAAUAUGUACAAUUACAUUUUUGGUACUUAUAUUUUCAACAGUCGCCUGAUGCUCUCGUCAUGCGCAAACACUCUUCUUAUACACACAGUAACGAGAAUUCAAAAUAACAGAGAAAUAACGAAUGCAUUAUCGAUUAGGAAUAUUAACAAAUAGGGACAUGUCGGAUACCCUAAGUACAUACUCGUAUUUCUAGGCCCGAAUUUGCAAGGACUGAAAAUGGUACCGUACAAACGGUUCGAUCAAAAAAAUCUCAUAACAGAUACUAAAUCAAUAGACGGUAGUUAACGGUACAAAACGGUUGAACUACGAUCAAAUCAUGAUUUCAAUAUAAAACAUCAUAUCACUCUCACUUUUUUUGCUGCAAUUUUCGAUACAAAGGGCAAGGAGGGUUAAGGUUGUGAAGUUGAAUUUGUUAUUUGUUUUUUACAUCGAUUACAAAAAAAAAAAAAAGGUCUAGAAAUCAGGAAACGCGGGCCAACUCUUACAACGGGGGGAAAUUGGGAAUAAACCGUCCAACUUUUUCCCACCGGCUACGAAAUCAGGCCACAGCUCAGGCCGCGGGACGCGGGAAUGACACAACUUAGCGGGCCCGAAAAAAAGGACCCGCGAAAGUCAAAAUAAACGGGACGGGGUACGGUGCACGUGAGCCACAGACGCCGGAUAACGCGCGUGGUGAUUAUUAGAUAAUUCUUCUGGGUUUCAUCAUUAAACAUCGUACCUUCUCUGGACCUAAACAAGUAAGGCAACCAAACCCUAAACCUGAAUCAAGAACGGAAAGAAGAUAUAAGUUCAGAAGAAAAAAAAAGGACGACGAGCGAGAAACCGGGCAGGCGGGCGGUUAAAGCUUUCUGACAACCAUAACUUAAAAGAAAUUCAGGGAGAGAGCAACUGAGCGAAGCAAAAAAGCAGGGUAUGAACAAUUGAAAAAUCCAUUCUUUUUCCCCCCCUUUCUUCUUCUUUUGUUUACUCUGUUGGGUUACUUUGAUACGGAUUUAGGAAACGGAAUCUUCGCGGACUGAAACGAGACUCUUACCCACCGUCAGACUUGUUUUUUUUUUAACUUGGGGGUAAAUUUGCAGAGCAGGCGAAAACCCGAGAAGGAGAAGAAGGAACAGAGGAGGCAGAGUGAGAACAGAAACAGAGUAGAGAAGAAAGCAAGCAAAAAGGUAAUCCAAAAAAAAAAACUGAAAAUUGAUUAAUAGAAUAAUAAUCUGAUCUGGUCUCGUGGGCUCUGUUUUCUGAUUUGCUGUUGUUGCUGUUCGUUGCCUGGUUUUUCUUUUACCCUUUUCUUUCUUUCCGAUUAUUGAAUUCAAACGCAUGAGAAAGGUUAGAGAGAGAGAGAGAGAGAGAGAUGGGGGGAAAUGGUGGAGGUGGAGAGGUGGUGGUGGGUCCCCUGUAAGGUGAUCAGAGGAGUGGUGGGAGGGAGGGAAGAAGAGAAGACUUCAACAUCAAGACAGUAGUGAAUUGGAAAGAGAGAGGUUAGAGAGAGAAAGGAAGAUGAAAGUAAAAGACAGCUAGCAAUGAAGGUUGAGGCUCACCUACCGUUUUCCUUCGCCUUUCCUCUCUCUCUCUCUCUAGUGUGUACAAUUCCCCCUUCUCCUUUUUAGCUCUCUCUUCUCUCUCCCCUUCCUUCCCACAACUCAAACCUUCCCAAACACCAAAAACCUUCUCCUUCCAUUUCCACUCUUCUAAUCUUCACCACUACUGCUUCUCUGAAGGUACUGUUCACCCUUAACCCCCCUGCUCCCAAUUACUGUUCCUUUUCUCCCUACUCUGUUCUGCUCAUUGCUCUGCAAUUUGGUUUUUUUUUUUUGUCUCAUUUGGAUAUACAAUUGGAGGGAAAUUGUUGGCCUUGGGUUGUGUGAUUCCCCUGUUUCCCCCAACUCUCCCUUCCCCUAAAGCUCUAAUCUUUACUGGGGAUUCAGUUUUUCCCCUUUGUGGGUUUGUAAUGUUGAAUUGAGUGUUGCAUGUAGUUAGAGAAAUUCAACCCUUUUCAGGUGCAUUUUCUCUGCAUUUUGUUUAACCCAACUACACAAAAGAAAAGAGGGCUACUGUCGUUCCUCUGUUUUCUUAUCCUUAUCCCUCCUUCACAGAAUUAAUUUGGCAGUGUCGGCACGCCAUGCAUCGAGAGGAGGAAACCCAUGAGUUUUUCUCUCUUCUCCUUUUCCACCAUUUAAUUGAUAAUAAUAAUGCCCUAAGGGAGAGUGUUUGUUUCCCGUGAAACCGAAACCAAAUUGGACCGCACCCCCCUUUCUCCCUUUCUCCGCCUCUCUUUCUUCUUUCCGUUUCGGGAGCAGAGGAAUUUGAAGUUAGAACGAAACCCCCCUUCUCCCUUCAUUUUCGUUUCUACCCCCCACACACAACUCUUUGCAUUCAAUUCCGUCCCUACAUUUUUCUUUUCCCUCUCUGACGCCAUUGUUGGAGGGUUAUUGCUUGCUGCAUUCAUGAGUUAGGCGCUUAUGCUUUUCCCUCCCCUGCAGGAAUUCUCAAUUAAUUAGGCACCCAAAUUCGCAAUUCCCACCGAGCUUCCAAGGGUUUACUGUAACAGAGUGACUGAAGCAGCAAAUAAAGGUGACUACUUUACGCAAUUGGGGAAUUUCUUAGGGGAACUGUUCAUUUUGUUCCCCCCUUUUUUAAUACUUUGCGCGUCAGUUUUAAGUCCAGUCGGCAAAAAUUUCUCCAAUUUCCUUAACCUGGACGCAACGAAUUUCACUACUUUCUCCAUUGUUAUUUAUUAUUAUUCAGAACUUCCCCAAGCUCACGGUUUUCCGCCGGAAUUGUUCCUCUGUUUUCUUCUCUUCUCCUACCCAGGAAAGUAAAGACUUUUUUUCUUUUUCUUGGAAAAGUAGCAACAACAAUGGUUGGACCGACACCGAAUUUCAUGGACGAGCUAGACUGCGGCAGCUUCUUCGACCAAAUCGACGACCUCAUCGACUUCCCCUCCGACAACCUCGACGCCGUCUUCACCUCCUGUCCAGUCGACGACAACGACAGAACCAUCUCCGCCGCCAAGAACGACGCCGUCGACGAGUCUUUCCCGCCGCCCAGCAUUUGGGCCGCUCACCCGGGCUCUGUUUUCCCCAACCACGGCGGCCCCGACCUCGCCGCCGAGCUGUCCGUUCCGUACGAGGACAUUGUGCAGCUGGAAUGGCUGUCCACCUUCGUGGAGGAUUCCUUUUCCGGAGGAAGCCUCACCAUGAACAAGAACGAGUGUUCGCUCCUCGUCGACAAGGACUUCUCCACGUCGUCCUCGUCGACCACGACGUUGUCUCAACAACAACAACAUUUCAGGACUUCGAGCCCUGUUUCGGUCCUGGAGAGCAGCAGCUCCUGCUCGGGGGAACAGAAGCCUGCUUCUGCGCCUCUCAGCCCGGAGGUCAAUGUGGGUGGUCCUGGUGGGAGGUGUGGGCGUGCUCGUAGCAAGCGCCCGCGCCCAGCUACGUUCACUCCUAGGCCGGCAAUGCAGCAGCUCAUCGUCUCACCGACAUCAUCAAUCACCGAGACAACAACCCCUAUGUGCCCUGUCACCCCAACCAAGCUCACUCCUCGUGAUUCGGACAACCAUGCUGAGUCGCGGCUGCUCAUCAAAAUCCCCAAGCACCUCAUCAAAUCCGAGCAGAAGAACAAGAAGAAGAAGCAGAAGAAGGUCGAGGCGAAUGUUCCUCCUCCGCCGUUGGGUAUGGAAGAGCAAAACAAUGAGUCGGGGACACAGCAGCAGCAACAGCAGGGGGUGAGGAAAUGUAUGCAUUGCGAGGUGACCAAGACGCCACAAUGGAGGGCGGGUCCAAUGGGGCCGAAGUCCCUUUGCAAUGCCUGUGGCGUGAGGUUCAAGUCGGGCAGGCUUUUCCCCGAGUACCGUCCAGCAGCCAGCCCGACUUUUGUUCCAGCCUUGCACUCCAACUCCCACAAGAAGGUCGUCGAGAUGAGGACCAAGACCCCCAUUGGUGGCGAGAUCUUUGGUAUGGCUACAGGAGAUGAUGCUUCCAUGGUCCCUGGCUCGCCCGAGCUGCUGAUUCCUAAUCACAGCAACCCUGCCAUGGAUUACAUGUGAGAGGCAGAGCCGUACCUCAGAUGAUCGAUCGGUCGAAUGCACUAAGGGUUUUAGAGUGGGGAAUUUCAUUGCUUUGUUCAUCGGUUCUUUGUACAGAGGGGAUGGAAAGAGGGAAGAAGGUCUGUGGAGAAAAUAGCAUAGAUGAGAUGACCAAACAUUUGUAGGUAAGUAGGGAGGACAGUAAAAGAGGCAGAGGAGGGCGAAAGGGAUUAGUCGAGAGAGAUCAGAUCACAUUAUUGUAGGAAAGGAAUAGGUCCUUAAUUAAGGUUAUAUUUUUAGGUUCUGAGAAGAUAAUCAUCAUCAUGAUGCAGGGGACUCUGUUUUUUGCUCUUUGGGUUUUCAUCAUAAUUUUUUUUUUUUUUUUUGGGUUCUGGAGUCUAUUCUUUUUGUAGUUCGUUUAUGGUAGACUGGUUUUCCUUUCUGGGUUCUUGAGAACCUUUCUCUUUUUUUGUAAUCAAGUGAUGGUUGAUCUUCAUCAUCCCAUUUCCCAUCUCUUCCAUAUUCAGAACAAUUCAUUCAGGUUUUCUUUAGUAUUUUACAGUCUAGAAGAGUGGCUUGUCGGUGCUCUGUUUCCAGUGCAUUGUGGAUCCUACGAUACAGCAACCCUAAUCGUCGGUGCAGAAUGAAGAUGGAAGGGAUGGAAGGGUAGGCCAUGGAAGAUGUGGUGGUGGCUUGGAGUUUUCAAUUACCAACUGAACUUUGGUGGAGUGAGAUUAUCUGGGCUGAGUUGGCGAUUGUGACUUUGUCUAUUGCUUGCUGAUUUGUUUGUUGACGCCAUAGCCAAUAAGAGAUGGCUGAAAUUGGUGGUGGUUUAUGGCCAAUGGCCAUCAAUCUCCACAAAUUCAAAACAAUCAUCAAUAUGUCUAUAACUAACUAAUGGGUUGUGAAAUUUGAACAAAGUUUAGAUGAUGCAAUUUGGACCGAUUGUUUCGAAAUGAAGCAACUGAAAUUAAGUUUAUUUUAAUUAAAAGGGUUUGACCUGAUUGUAGUGCGGACGUAAAAAAAAAAGGGACUUAAUUUAUGAUUUGUGUUCAAAAUAAGUUACUCGAGAAGUAUGUGUAUCCAAAUGCAUAUAUAAGAUAUGUUUGGAGCACUUUGCAGAAAACAAGUAUAUAGAUUAAACAUAUACAACGAAGAAGGAAAUUGGUGUUCUUGGACAUCAGACAUAUUUGUAUCAUGUGUCUUGACUACUAUCGUUGCUUAUGAAAGACACCAUCGCUAGAGAUUAAUAGUUUGGUAAGCGGUAAUUUAUUUUUAGUGAACUUUUAACUAAGGGAAACUUGAUCUAUAAGGCAAGACAACAAUUAGUUGGGAGGAGGGGGAAGAAGACAUGGAUGAGCUUGACCUAGAAAUGCAAUCCAAUCAAAUGGCCUAAAGCUCGCUUAGACUUGAGGCUACAACCAUAAUCAUAUUUGCAUUUGUUAUGGUUAGGGUUUUGGCAAUGUGUCUCAAUCAACUAAUUACACGCAUUUUUCUUUUAAGACAUCUCUCCCAAAAUGGGGUCACUGUUAGCAAAACAAAUGAGUUGAAGUGUUACAAUGGUGGAUCAAUUAUGGCAAUUGAUUGUAUCAAUCAUCUCACACUAUAGUCUUUAUUUUUUUUGGCGUUUGCUUGCUUAUACUUUUACAAGUUUUGAUUUAUGAUAUUAAAUAAUUCGGUCAAUUGAAAUAUAUAGCAAUGAUUAUAGGUGUGACCUUCUUUCAAAGUGUAAAUUUACGUUAUGUGUGCUUCAUUCAUUAUUAUAGUUUUGAUUUGCUGAAAAUGACAUGACAAAAGUAUACCGAAUAAGAUAUAAAAGAGACGAGAAAAAUGAGGAAAUGUGAUGCAUAUGAAUAUGAUAUGAGAGAAUUUGGUGUCCGUUUCUAUUGAGUAAGUGCUUGAAAGGCUUCUUGGAACCAAAACUAAUUCAUUUGAUGGUAACCUUUGAGCUCAUGUUCCUUCCCUAUAGGACAGAAAAACGAUGAAAAUGACCCUUGCAAUUGGAAAUCAACAGCCUCACCUCUUGAAUUCUUCUAGUAUUAAAUAGCCCAGAAGCUCAACUUCUUCAUUUGUUGGUGUUUAAAAUUUUCAGUAUUUUCGUUUUCGGUUUAAAUGUUUGAGACGAGUCAUGGUUAUCACUUGACUUGGGAGAGAAAAAACCCCUAAAAGCUAGUAAUAUUAGUACAUAAGAAAUGUUAUUAUAGUCACAGUUUAUAAACCCCCGAAGGAAGUAGCAAAAAAUUUCUUCAGUAGAACAUGAAAUACCUGAAAAAUCGUGAAAAUAAAGAGAUCUCAAUUCAUUCGAAAAGAUCACAACAGAACUGUGAAAUUAACGCUGAAAAUAUUUUUUUUGCAAAGUUAAUUUCGUUUGAAGUGGAAAUGAAACAAUUUCUCAACUUUGUGAGUUUAGGCAAAUACAAGAAACGUUUUCGUUUAUUCUAUCAAAUAUGGUUUUAUUGUAUUGGGCUAACUCAGAUUGACGGCCCAAUAAAUUUUAUUUAAACCCAAUAGCUCUUUUGGUUUGUUAUAAAGAACCCGAUAGCUUGAUUACACAAAUUAGUUAAAGAUGCAGCCCAAACAUCAGACGAGCCCGGCCCACUUAUUCGCCGGUAACUUCUCGCAUAAGUAUCUCCGACAGUAAAACACACAGUCAAACACAGCUACAACUAACGACAGGGAUUUCGGACACCCGGCCGCAAACAGCCACAGCGGGCGACAUUCACACAGCAAAAUCCGGCCUGCCGUCGACUCGGCAAUGCCCCGCCAACUCUGCGCCGCCGUUAAACGGCGCCACCGGCGGCAAGAAGUUAAAGUGGCCCGUCCUGGCCAGCUUUGUUGCUCGUCACUGCGACAGCGACUGCCCCGUCGGCCCAAUAACCGGGUCGGGACAAAAACGCAAAAAAGCCCAUCCCGUCGUCCGAUUAUUUCAAGGACUUGAUAAAUUCAUUAUCAAGGACUUGGGUCACUUCAAGUUCAAGUAGAUUGUGGGAAUUGAAAAUUUUCAGAUCAAAGAAGGAAGUCAUCCUCAACUAAAGAAAGUCACGAUUCUUGACAUGUACAAACACCAAUCGAGCAAAAAACAAUCAAUUAGAUCAUUCGAU